Messenger RNA from Letharia columbiana, 1536 nucleotides. RefSeq lists its product as uncharacterized. Gene Ontology annotation, molecular function: NADP binding; glucose-6-phosphate dehydrogenase activity. The coding region runs from base 1 to 1536 and encodes 511 amino acids. The transcript is spliced from 6 exons. The record is from RefSeq and is a predicted model, not a curated record. Gene Ontology annotation, cellular component: cytosol. Gene Ontology annotation, biological process: pentose-phosphate shunt, oxidative branch; glucose metabolic process. Lineage: Eukaryota; Fungi; Ascomycota; Lecanoromycetes; Lecanorales; Parmeliaceae.
AUGGCCGACACAAUGAUCCAUCCGGAUGAGCCUGAAGACGCUGGGACCAUCGAGCUUAAGGAUAACACCAUCAUAGUAGUUCUGGGUGCGUCGGGCGAUCUUGCAAAGAAGAAGACUUUCCCAGCUUUGUUCGGCUUGUACCGUAAUCGCUUCCUGCCUAAAGAUAUCAGAAUCGUCGGCUAUGCACGGACAAAGAUGGACCAUGAGGAAUACCUCAAGAGGGUCAAAUCACACAUCAAGGUGCCAACCAAGGAGAUGGAGGAGCAACUCGAAGAAUUCUGCAAGAUAUGUACAUAUGUCUCUGGUCAAUAUGACCAGGACGAACCGUUCAAAGUACUGAACGAACAUCUGGAGGGGAUCGAGAAGGGUCGAGAGGAGCAAAACCGCGUGUUCUAUAUGGCGCUCCCGCCUAGCGUCUUCAUCACAGUCUCACAACACCUCAAGCGGAAUUGCUACCCCAAAAGAGGAAUAUCACGAAUCGUCGUGGAGAAGCCGUUCGGCAAGGAUCUGGGUAGCUCACGAGAGCUUCAGAAGGCCCUUGAGCCAGACUGGAAAGAGGAGGAGAUCUUCCGUAUCGAUCAUUACUUGGGGAAAGAGAUGGUGAAGAACAUUCUGAUUCUCCGAUUCGGAAAUGAAUUCUUUGGGGCUACCUGGAAUCGCAAUCACAUUGACAAUGUUCAGAUAUCUUUCAAAGAGCCGUUCGGUACCGAAGGCAGAGGAGGCUACUUUGACGAAUUCGGCAUCAUUCGGGAUGUUAUGCAGAACCAUUUGCUGCAGGUGCUCACUUUGCUUGCUAUGGAGAGGCCAAUUUCAUUCUCGUCAGAAGACAUUCGUGACGAAAAAGUCCGAGUCCUCCGAGGCAUCCCGAACAUAGAGCCAAAGAACGUGAUAAUUGGCCAAUAUGGCAAGUCUUUGGACGGUAACAAGCCCUCGUACAAGGAAGACGACACGGUGCCCAAGGAAUCGCGAUGCCCUACAUUCUGUGCCAUGGUUGCGUACAUUAAAAAUGAGAGAUGGGAUGGUGUCCCCUUCAUACUCAAGGCCGGCAAGGCUCUCAACGAGCAAAAGACAGAGAUCCGUAUCCAAUUCAAAGACGUCACUUCGGGUAUCUUCAAAGAUAUCCCACGAAACGAGCUUGUCAUUCGAGUGCAGCCAAACGAAUCGGUGUACAUCAAGAUGAACUCCAAGUUGCCUGGUCUGAGCAUGCAAACCGUUGCAACGGAGCUUGACCUAACCUACCGCCGCCGUUUCUCUGACCUUAAGAUCCCCGAGGCUUACGAGUCUUUGAUUCUUGAUGCGCUCAAAGGCGAUCACUCCAACUUUGUCCGUGACGACGAGCUAGAUGCUAGCUGGAGAGUUUUUUCGCCUUUGUUGCACUAUCUGGACGGGAACACAGAAAUCACUCCUAUGGAGUAUCCCUAUGGCUCACGCGGUCCAGCCGUUCUGGACGAUUUCACAUCUUCUUACGGAUACAAAUUUUCCGAUCCAGCCGGCUAUCAGUGGGGUGGAGCUCAAAAUGAAGCCAACAAGCUGUGA